Symbiodinium necroappetens is the source of this 1257-nucleotide messenger RNA. The record is from the annotation of a GenBank genome assembly. Lineage: Eukaryota; Dinophyceae; Suessiales; Symbiodiniaceae.
AUGCCAAGCGCUUGGCGACUGCAUGACAUUGGAUGUGGUCCAUCCGCUGCGCAAGGUCCACCGGAUGAGUCCACGAGCAGCAAGAAUUUGGUUUGCCUGAAGCUGCCGGCUCGUUGCGCAGCCACAAUGUCUGUGCCAAAGAGGUGGACGAAUGCACGAAGGCAUGCAGUUCAUCGCUCAGAAGCAUCGUGGUGGAAUAGCAAGGAGAGCACGGACAUCCGGACGGACUUGCCCAUGUACGCCGGCUGGCCCACUGCAGGACCGUCGGAUGACAAGCUCUUGCUCAAGAUGCGGACAGCGAAGUACAGUGGCCACGUGGAUUGGGUGUCUUGGACACGGGAAGCAGCUAAGCUGCCUCUGAACGUGUCCAGGCAACCUUCUGCCCAGGUGCCAACAUCAUCAUGGUGCAAGAACUAUGGUUAUAUCGGAACAGACGGCCACAUCCACUGGCCCUCUCCGCAACAAAAUUUGCAUGCUCUGGUGCAGAUGGCCUGGGCCAAGGAGCCAGCGAAGAAGCUCGCAGGCGAAAGCAGCGAAAAUGGAAGAUGCCUACAACGAGACUUGGGAUGCGCAUCUGAAUCUGAACCAGCGUUGCAAGAGCUCGGACCCUGCGAGCCGGGUGCAGCUGGGCAACCCAAAACGACGGCGGAGAAGCUGAAAGAGGGAGAAGAUCUCUGGGCUUUGCUGCGCUGCGCGUACCUGUCUGGAGCGGAGAGUUUGAGAGAUGUGAGUGGGCCAGAAGCUCCAGCACCUGAAGCAGAAGCUCCAGCAUCCGAUUAUGACCUUGAGCUGGAUCGGGCUGCUCGAACGGUUCGGGAGAGGUUGCAGAGGCUGCUGCAGAAGACGGCCGAGGCAUCCAAGGCCCUAAGCCGCCAGCCGACUUGCUGGGGCCCCAAUCGCGCACAAAAACCCAGAGAAAAGCCGGCUUUUCCACAUCCCCGCCCUCUUGUGAGGCUCUCAGUGAGGCUGCGCAGCCGCUGGGCACGGCAGCGGGCUCCCGGCGGGUUCCCAACCCGCUCGGCACCUGCUUUGCAACGAAUUCGCUCCUGGCAAAUGCACCUCCCCCCCUCUGCGCUCUGCACGAGCGCGUUCAGAGAGGACCGACACACCGCCCUCGGAAACAGUGCAUGCCCUCACAUAGGAGAGAAAUUCAGUCUCUCCACUCUUAAUGCUAGGUUGGCCGCGACGGCAAAUCUCGUGGAUGCAGGGCAUGUCCCUUGCAUACUCGACAUGUCUGGUCCCCGAAGUCUUGGUUGA